This is a messenger RNA of Arachis ipaensis, 1068 nucleotides long. RefSeq names its product protein FAR1-RELATED SEQUENCE 5-like. The record is from RefSeq and is a predicted model, not a curated record. Lineage: Eukaryota; Viridiplantae; Streptophyta; Magnoliopsida; Fabales; Fabaceae.
AUGGCAGAAUCGCAAGAAGAACGUGUUUUAAGCGAGGGUCCUCCUUUAUGCACAUCACAUUGCCGAAAUUCAUUAAUGGAGGUUGAUAUAGUUGAACCGUUAGUUUGUGUAACCUCUGGUGUUUCAGAAAAUUUACCAUACGAACAAGAAAACUUAGUCGGCGAUGUCGCAGGCCACGGUCAGCAGUCGAACAAGGUCCUGCAACUGUCGGAUAUUAGUGAGGUUGGAAGUGAAGAGAUGGAGUUUGGUGACGAGUUACCAGAUCAUGGUUGCCUUCAAAAAGACGAGAUACCAAGAGUUGGCAUGCGGUUUGCGCAGCUAGAGAUGGCUAAUGACUUUUAUGUUACCUACGCCAAGAAAAUAGGAUUUGCAACUAAGAUACGGACGACAACAUAUGACAAGAUCACAAAGAUACCCGCAAGGAUAUAUGUCAAGUUUGACAAAGACAUGCAAGACUGGGUUUUGUUCAAGGUUGACUUGAGGCACUCGCAUCCUUGUUCAGCGAGAAAUGCUGUUCACUACCAUGAGUAUAGGAAGCUGAGCAUGCAUGCGAAAUGCAUGAUCGAGAAUAAUGAUGAGGCUGGGAUUCGACCAAAUAAGACAUUCCUAACUUUGGCAAAUGAGGCUGGAGGCCCGUCUAACCUGGGAUUCUCAGAAAAGGAUUUAAGAAACUAUAUAACAGCGAGGCUCCGAACUAGCAACAUGAAUGCUGAUAUCAGGGAGAUGAUGAGCUACUUUAUGAGGAUGAAGGAGAUCAAUCCAAACUUCUUUUACGCGGUGAAGCUGGAUGAAGAGUGUAAAUUUAGGAGUGCAGUAUGGGUGGAUGCAAGGUGUAGGGCGUCGUAUGAAUACUACGGAGAUGUCGUGUCUGUUGAUAGCACCUACAGUACAAACAGGCAUGGAUUACCGUUUGUGUCAUUCGUUGGGGUCAACCAUCAUGGUAGGUCGACCCUCCUCGGUUGUGCUUUGCUGGGGAAUGAGGAAAUUGCAAGUUAUGAGUGGGUUUUCAGCCAAUGGGUGAAGUGCGUUGGUACUGCUCCACAGCGUAUCAUAACCGAUCAAUACUGA